AAUCCAUUUACGUACCCACCAUCUUUCAUCACUUUCUCUCUCCUCAUUUCGGAUCUGCUAGGGUUUUCUCUGCCGCUUCACUUUCUCUCCUUCAUCACCUCUUCAAUGGCUGCCACUUCCAAGAAGGUCACCCUGAAAUCCUCGGACAACGAGCAAUUCGAUGUCGAAGAGAUUGUCGCCUUGGAAUCUCAGACAAUCAAGCAUAUGAUCGAAGAUGAUUGCGCCGACAACGCGAUUCCUCUUCCUAAUGUUACUGGUAAGAUCCUUUCGAAGGUGAUUGAGUACUGUAAGAAGCAUGUUGAUGCUGCUGCUUCUAAAGCUUCUGCUGAAGAUCGAUCUUCUACUAAUUCUACCGCUGAUGAUGAACUUAAGAGCUGGGAUGCUGAGUUUGUUAAAGUUGACCAGAAUACCCUUUUUGAUCUCAUUUUGGCUGCUAACUACCUAAACAUCAAGAGUCUGCUGGACUUGACCUGCCAAACUGUGGCCGACAUGAUCAAAGGCAAGACUCCUGAGGAGAUCAGGAAGACCUUCAACAUCAAGAACGACUUCACCCCAGAGGAGGAAGAAGAGGUUAGGAGGGAGAACCAGUGGGCCUUUGAAUGAACUUCAUGGAUGGGAGCUGCAUUGCACCUUAAAUGUCUAUAGAAUAGGAGUCUGUUGAUAUCAAGAGUCGCCCUUUUGUUUUUGGUCAAAAACUAUCUAGAAACUAAUUUUAAACCUGGUCUGUCCAUUCGGCUCAUUAGGCGGUACUUGUUUGUGCUAUUUACAAUGGAAGUGAAGCAUAACUUAUGUAAGUUUUUGCUAUGUUAUCUUAAACAUUCGUAGUGUAAGCACAAUUCUGAUGGUAUGAAAUUAUUCUGCUGAUAAUGGACAUCAUUAUUUUGUGUC
Molecule: messenger RNA, 888 nt
Organism: Chenopodium quinoa (quinoa)
Lineage: Eukaryota; Viridiplantae; Streptophyta; Magnoliopsida; Caryophyllales; Amaranthaceae
Product: SKP1-like protein 1A
Exons: 2
Coding region: 106-603 (165 amino acids)
Biological process (GO): SCF-dependent proteasomal ubiquitin-dependent protein catabolic process
Cellular component (GO): nucleus; cytoplasm
Molecular function (GO): cullin family protein binding
Source: RefSeq, a predicted model, not a curated record